Messenger RNA from Penicillium angulare, 1110 nucleotides. RefSeq names its product transmembrane protein UsgS (gene usgS). The record is from RefSeq and is a predicted model, not a curated record. The transcript is spliced from 5 exons. NCBI's taxonomy places the organism in Eukaryota, Fungi, Ascomycota, Eurotiomycetes, Eurotiales, Aspergillaceae. Bases 1 to 1110 code for a protein of 369 amino acids.
AUGUCUUCAACCGGGUUCGAUAUCUCGAACUUCGAGCCCAAUGCUGUUAUCCGAGGCUUUCAGCUCACCGUGGUAGGAACUGUUCGUGCGCUACAAAAUCCCGAUCUUUUCAAACAUGAACAUUUUCGUCAAGCAGCUUUGGCCAUUGGAGUUGGCAUUAUAAUCCAGCUGAUUGUCCAAAUUCCGAUCAUCGGCCUCAAAUUUUUUCUCUACCUGUGUUCAUGGGUUAUCGACCUACAAAGUGCAACAUGGGACGACGACCUACUCAAAGGCCUGGCAUUCUUGUCCAAUUCUGUCCUUCAAGUCCCAUUUCUCCUAAUGACGUUAAUGGCUCAUCUCACACCAACACUUGAUCAAAUCUUCAUGCAAUCCAUCCACUGGGUGGAUUCAACCUACAUCCAGAAACACAAGUCCGAGGACCCUAACACCUUGCGCGCCAUGUACUACCCCAACCUACAACUCUUUCCUACAAAGGGCGGCCCUCGUGAGUCCCGUCCCAAGUUGGAGAUCUUUAUGAUUUUUGCAAAACGGUACGGUAAAAAGAUCGGCUUGGGCCUGGGAGUCUACUUUUUAUCCAUGGUACCUAUUUUUGGCCGCUUCGUGGUCCCAGCAGCAAGUUUCUUUACAUUCAAAACUAGUGUGGGGACGGGCCCAGCUGCGAUCAUCUUUGGUGCCGGUCUGGUCUUGCCCAAGUCAUACAUUAUUCGAUUUUUACACACUUACUUCGCAUCAAGGAGUCUGAUGCGUGAACUUCUUGACCCAUACUUCCGUCGCGUUAAGUUUACCCCGGAGCAAAAGAGUCGCUGGUUCCGUGAUCGUGCGGGCGUUUUGUUCGGAUUCGCCUUUGCUUUUACGGUCUUGAUGAAGGCCCCGUUCAUUGGCGUGCUUAUCUAUGGCGUUGCUGAGGCAUCUACGGCUUACCUCGUGACUAAAAUUACUGAUCCGCCGCCAUCUCCUGCGGAGAGUGAAGGCUUUGCUGAGAGUCAGGUCACUUGGAAGAAUAAGCAUGACUUCUUGCGUUUGUCACUUGAAAAUAUUGACAAGCUAAACGUUGUUACGGAGGAGGAUGAGAAGAAGGCAUCUGCUCCUGAAUCGAAAAAGUUUUCGUGA